Messenger RNA from Podarcis muralis (Common wall lizard), 1864 nucleotides. NCBI's taxonomy places the organism in Eukaryota, Metazoa, Chordata, Lepidosauria, Squamata, Lacertidae. The record is from RefSeq and is a predicted model, not a curated record.
ACUCUGUGGGUAUCAUUAGACACUCUAUAAACAACUUCUUCUUUUUCUUCAUCAUCAUUAUCAUCAUCAUCAUCACUGACACAGGCGAAAAGCAUUCCGCUCGUUUGCUAUCAAAGAGCAAAGCAGCCCUCCAGUUCGAUUGAGUACCGCAGUUCUUCGUCGAAAGAGCGACGGGACGGUCCCUUUGGUCCUCGCCCUCCUGAGGACGCCUUCACUCUCGCGAGGUUACAACUUCUCCCACUCGGUUCUCCGAGGUUUUCCUUCUCGGCGGCUGGCGUCGGCGGGAGCUGCAGGGCGCAUGCUCAGUCCGCGCGGCGAGGCGACAUGGCGGCGCCCAGCUCGGAGCAGACGGCCCGGCCGCCGCGGCCGGGGAGAAGCGGGCGGAUCCUGCUGGUGCGGCACCUCCCCGCCUCGCUGACGGCUUCGGAGAAGGAGAGCUUGCUGAGGCACUUCGGGGCCGCUUCCGUGCGGGUCCUGUCCGACCGCGGGAGGCUGAAACACACUGCUUUUGCUACUUUUCCGAAUGAAAAUGCAGCUACUCAGGCUUUAUCGAGAUUGCAUCAGCUGAACCUUCUAGGCCACACUCUGGUAGUUGAAUAUGCAAAGGACCAAGACAGUGUUUGUGCACUUAGCCAAUCUUCUGAAAGUGAGAAGGACAAAAGCCUUGAAGAACCAGUGAAAGAAGAGAAAGAACAGAAAGAUCUAGGCUGCCUCAAGAUAGAAAGUGGAAUUGCUCCUAGCCAUGGGUUAACUUUCCCUAUAAAUUCUUGCCUCAAAUAUCGAUAUCCCCCGCCUUCCAGUACAAUCCUAGCCAACAUAGCAAAUGCCUUGGCAAGUGUGCCUAAGUUUUAUGUGCAGGUUUUGCAUCUUAUGAACAAAAUGAAUCUUCCUCCUCCCUUUGGGCCAGUUACUCCUCGACCUCCUAUGUAUGAAGAGUAUAUCCCUUUACCGCCUCCUAUUCCUCCUCUGCCUCCUGAGGAACCCCCUUUGCCUGAAGAGGAGGACAGUCAGGACUCGAGCAAAGAUGAAUCUGAGUAUGAAAGUGCUGAUGAAGAGGAAAAAGAAAGAUUUACAAAGUUGAUGGAAUUGGCAACCCUCCAACCCAAACGACGGAUCCCAACAAAGCCGCACCGUACAAGAAAAAGGAGAAAGAUCAAAGACUUAUUAAAUGUCUCCCAGCUUGCUUCCCACAGCAAUUUGCACCCAGCCCUGUCGCCUUCGGAUGUGUUUGAGCAGCCGCACCCUGUAGGUCUCAAAAAAAUUGAAUUUCACAUAUCUUCAGAGAGCCCUGGCAUUCUUCAGAAAAGCUUGGCGGAGCAGCAUAACAAUGACAUCUAUGCAGCCAUUGAUGAAAUAUCUGGUGAAGGGUUUGGAAAAAUCUUACCCGCUCUCCGUUCCAGUCAUAAAGAAGAGACAGAAGAGGAAGAAGAAGACGAUGAAAUACCUUCGGAAUUUGUUUCUAAAAGAGAGCUAGAAAAAAGCAGAGUCUCCCAUAAAGAAAUGGAAACUCUUGCUGUCUUCAGAAAUUAUGAGCCCGGUGAGCCAAAUUGUAGAAUUUACGUGAAGAAUCUCUCUAAACAAGUUCAAGAAAGGGAUUUGAAGUUUAUCUUUGGAAGAUACGUUGACUUUUCAUCAGAAACUGAACGUAUAAUGUAAGUGAUGGCUGGGUGACUUCUUCCGUAGGUUGAGCCGCUCUUGAUUUGGUGAGCCAAAUGAUAUAUCCAUGAACUCGUAUGUUUCCACCUGUUUUCCAGUAGAGGAGUCCAGCACCCUUUUUAAUGAAAGACUAUAGUGAGGAUCAUAGAGGAUAAUGAAACAUUAGGAUUGAGAGCAGCAGGGUGGGCAUGGGGAGGGCCUAUACCAC